CAUAACAUAGCUGCCUGCGUCACCUCUUCCCCAAUUCAAACGCGUUUUCCAACGUUCCAACUGCCAAAUACACUUCACUUCCACAGCGUCGCCCAUUGAAACCUCCUGUCAAAAGCACUUGGCUUUGUCUGUAGGUUGCUACCAAUUCUUGAAUAGACGUUAUUUUUGUCUCACGGUCCAUUGUUCGAGUCCUGACUCGUCCAUAGCCCGCUUACCAGUGUAGUUGUUAAACGAGCGUUCGCUUGACGCACUGUCCUUUUUGCUACCACCACCUGCUGCGUGCUUGCUUUUUUUGAACAAGUAAACCACACGCACUUGCUUCUCUCCGUCUCCUUCUAUCUCCACCGCUACCGUCACACUCCGACCCAGUCUUCCCUCACACACUCACUCCUUUCUCUGUGUGUGUCUCUGUCUCUGCUCGUGUGUCUUUGCAUCCGCCCCGUCUCAUACCGACCCCCGAUAGUACGAACGAAACGCUCGUGUUUCCUCCCACUGUCCAAGUCCUUGCGUGAGAUCUAACCGAAAUAAUUUUGCACUUGCUGCUCACGUUUUCGUGUCCUCCAUUCACGUCUCACUUCGCUUCGAACUGUCGCGUGAUCUAGCCGAUAGGUUUUAGUCUCGCUUUUUACGCGUAUCAUAAAACAAAUCGUCUUCGUCGUCUGGACGCUGCUGCUGCUGUUGUCGCUGUUGCUUCUGACGCCUUGGCUUUCUAAAACAACGGUCAUCGUUAGUCGUUUGUGCUGUCUCCCAUCACCUUCGUCUGUGCCGUUAUUGUCUUCUCUUUCUGUCUCCGUUUCUAUUAACGAUCGUUACGUUUUGUACGCUUUUCUUUAAACCACAAACGUGUCUUAUACGAACCUCUCUCUCAGCAUGACAAAAGUUACUACUACUGCCGUUGAGCAAAUGAUUAUCCAACCCCCCUCCCGCUUCUACGAGGACUCCUCGCUCCCCAAGCCCAACAUCUCGUCGCUGGACGAGUACAAGGCGAUGUACGAGCAGUCCAUCAAGAACCCCAACAAGUUUUGGGGAGACAUGGCCCGCGAAGUGAUUGACUGGGACCGUGACUUUUCCACAGUGCUCCAGGGAAGUCUGCAGGCUGCAGACUUUGCAUGGUUCGCCGACGGAAUGCUCUCGCCCUGCUACAACGUGCUUGACCGCCAUGCCAUUGCAAGACCCGAUGCCACGGCCAUCAUCUACGAGGCCGACGAGCCCAACCAAGGCCGCCACAUCACCUACCGCCAGCUGCUUGCUGAUGUGUGUCAGUGUGCCGGAGCUUUGGCUUCUCUUGGUGUCGGCAAGGGCGAUCGUGUGGCCAUCUACAUGCCCAUGAUCCCGGCUGUCGUUGUCGCCAUGCUGGCCACCAUUCGUCUUGGUGCCGUCCACACCGUUGUCUUUGCUGGUUUCUCCGCAGAGUCGCUCGCCGACCGUGUGAACGAUGCCGGCUGCAAGGUGGUCAUCACCUCCGAUGUCAGUUACCGUGGCAGCAAGGUGAUCCCCUUGAAGAACAUUGUCGACAAGGCCGUUCCCAACUGUCCCUCGGUCACCAACGUCCUCGUUUUCCAACGCUCUGCCGCUCCUACGGCCUCUAUGGUCGACGGACGUGAUAUUUGGUGGCAGGACAUCGUCCCCAAGUUCCCCCGUUACAUUCCCAAUGUCAGCGUGUCCGCCGAGCAUCCCCUUUUCCUCCUUUACACUUCUGGCAGUACCGGUAAGCCCAAGGGUGUCGUCCACACCACGGCCGGUUACCUUCUCGGUGCCCACGCCACCUGUAAAUACGUCUUUGACCUUCACCCUACCGACCGCAUGGGCUGUGCCGGCGAUGUCGGCUGGAUUACCGGCCACACUUACAUUGUGUACGGUCCCCUCAUGAUGGGUGCUGCCACUCUUGUGUUCGAGAGUACCCCCGCCUAUCCCGACUUUACUCGUUACUGGAGCACCGUUGAGCGUCACAAGUUGACGCAAUGGUACGUCGCACCCACUGCCAUCCGUUUGCUCCAGCGUGCCGGCGAGUCCUUCGUCAAGCACGACACCUCCUCUCUCCGUGUCCUCGGCAGUGUCGGUGAGCCUAUUGCUCCUGAAAACUUUAUGUGGUACCAUGAUGUUGUUGGUAAGAAGAGCUGUGCUGUUGCUGACACCUACUGGCAAACGGAAACGGGUUCGCACAUUGUCGCUCCCAUCAGUACCGUUACCCCCACCAAGCCCGGUUCCGCCACGCUUCCCUUCUUCGGCAUCGACUUGGCCAUUGUUGAUCCUUUGACUGGUAAGGAGUUGGAGGGCAAUGAUGUCGAGGGUGUCUUGGCUGUCAAGCAGCCCUGGCCCAGUGCAGCCAGAACCGUCUGGCGCGGUCAUGACCGUUACAUUGACACUUACCUCAAGCCCUACCCUGGCUUCUACUUCACCGGCGAUGGUGCCGCUCGCGAUAGCGAUGGCUACAUCUGGAUCCGCGGCCGUGUCGAUGAUGUUGUGAACAUCUCCGGUCAUCGUUUGAGUACGUCCGAGAUUGAGGCUGCCUUGAUGACGCACGCUGCUGUUGCUGAGGCCGCUGUUGUCGGUGUGCCUGAUGAGUUGACGGGUCAAGCCGUCAACGCCUUCAUCUUGCUCAAGGACGGCUUCGAGGUGAAUGCCGAGUUAGAGAAGGAGCUCAUCUUGACCGUUCGUACCCAAAUUGGACCUUUUGCCAGUCCCAAGAAGCUUAUCUUCAGUGACCUCCCCAAGACUCGCAGUGGAAAGAUCAUGCGUCGUAUCCUGCGUAAGGUUCUUGCUGGCGAAGAGGAUCAAUUGGGUGACGUUAGCACUUUGGCCGAUCCCAAGGUUGUCCACGACAUCAUUCACGCUGUCCACCGUGCCCACGGUAGAGCGUAAGGGAAACGAGAAACCAGCGUGAAACGUGUUUGAUGAGGCUAACCCAAGGGUGUGCGCUCGGUCGCCAGGAUGUUUGUGGGUGUACGGGAUAUGGUAUUAUUGGUAUGCGUGUGUGUGUCUCUAGCAGUUGCUAUGUGCCGCACUCCUCCUCCUCCUUUCCACUUCCCAAAUGCACCGUGUACAUUACGUGUUCAUAACACAAAUCUUGCAUUGAUUUUUGAUGCCUUGCAUUGAUUGUUCUCUCCUCUAUAAACACUAAGACGACAAGAGGCGAGCGAGCGGGUGAGUCGAUGGGUACAACAGCCAAGCUUAAACCACCACUACACAACACUUAGUGCGUGCUUGUUUUCGUUCGCACUCGCUCGUGUUCGAUGAAAGAAGAAUAAUAAAAUUCGUUAUUUUUCGUUAUAAAAUAUAAAAAGGUUGAGCGUAGCAGAA
Molecule: messenger RNA, 3300 nt
Organism: Schizosaccharomyces japonicus yFS275
Lineage: Eukaryota; Fungi; Ascomycota; Schizosaccharomycetes; Schizosaccharomycetales; Schizosaccharomycetaceae
Product: acetate--CoA ligase
Exons: 2
Coding region: 871-2862 (663 amino acids)
Biological process (GO): acetyl-CoA biosynthetic process
Cellular component (GO): cytoplasm; nucleus
Molecular function (GO): AMP binding; acetyl-CoA synthetase activity
Source: RefSeq, a predicted model, not a curated record